This is a messenger RNA of Penicillium canescens, 228 nucleotides long. RefSeq lists its product as uncharacterized. Bases 1 to 228 code for a protein of 75 amino acids. The record is from RefSeq and is a predicted model, not a curated record. The transcript is spliced from 2 exons. NCBI's taxonomy places the organism in Eukaryota, Fungi, Ascomycota, Eurotiomycetes, Eurotiales, Aspergillaceae.
AUGUCGAAGCAAACUUGGUCGGUACUUGGCACAUCCGAUCCGGAUGAUGCUACCUAUGAGACGGCUCAGAAAGCCGAACAAAGAGAACUACACCAUUGCGAAGGCCUGGAGGCCGAUUUCCCUCCUAGCGACACUGGGAAAGGUACUGGAACCAGUGGUCGCAGAAAGGAUCUCACACGCAGUGGAGACCUACGGUUUGCUCCCGACCAGCCGCUUCGAGGUCCGUAA